Messenger RNA from Peniophora sp. CBMAI 1063, 1230 nucleotides. The record is from the annotation of a GenBank genome assembly. Lineage: Eukaryota; Fungi; Basidiomycota; Agaricomycetes; Russulales; Peniophoraceae.
AUGGAUCCGACAUAUCCUCUCGUGCCUACUGCGAACUUCGUGGCUGCCUUUCUGACGAUGCUCACCUUCCUGACAGCCCAACUUCGAGAGUCAUGGAAUGUCGGCGUCUGUAUGUUGUCAGCCUGGGUCUUUGUAUGCACUCUAUCUACGGGUGUCCAGACUGUCGUGUGGAGAGAUAACGCCGAUACAAGUAUUGCGCCAGCAUUCUGCGACAUCGCGACUCGUAUACAGGUUGGCACAUUAGCCGCGAUGCCAGCCUGCACGCUCGUCAUCACCCGCUCUCUUCACCGGAUCGUGAGCUAUCAGACAGUCGUGUUCAACGAUCCGCACGAGCGCCGGCGCGAGUUGAUUCUCGAUCUCAUUCUCGGGUUGGGUCUGCCUAUCAUACUCAACAUUCUCUACUAUGUGGUCCAGGAUGCGCGCUAUCUUGUCGUUGAGCAAGUCGGAUGUGCACCAGCUUUACAGAACACAGGCAUGGCUAUCCUAUUGCUAAAUAGCACCCCUAUCAUCUUAUCACUUAUCUCCGCUGUCUUCUACAUGUCACGUAUAAUCUUCUUUCUCUGGCGACACAAACGCAACAUGAACCAGCUUUUUGGAAGACAGAUCACGAUCACGCGCUGCGUCUACCUACGCGUCGUUUGUUUUGGCGUAAUCAACCUUCUCGUAUGCCUUACUGUCGCCAUCUCAAACUUCUUUCCGAUCCCGACGCCAGAGUUCUAUCCCGGAUGGUCCGCUACGCAUGCAAACUGGACGGCACAGUCGAUAUCAACAGCAGAGUGGCAUUCCCAAGGAAGUUUGACCCGGUGGAGCAACGUAUGGAACGUAUGGAUCAAUGUCUGGCUUGCGCUGGCGAUCUUCGGGCUCUUCGGUUUGUCCGGAGACGCCAGGAAUGCCUACGUGCGCGCAUUCAGCGCUGUCGUUCCGUGGGUUGGGGCACGUAGUCUAAAUCCAACCCGUCGGAUCGGUUUCCAGCCGGGCAUCCUUGUCCUUCCUCCUGUCGGUGAGAAUCAAUGCGGGACGAUCGUACCUGCCGACCUCAAACAUAUGCCAUCGCUCGAUGCCACCUUGGGCUUUGCGUCCUCGAGUACCACGCGAGGUCACUCUACCGACGCGGUCACCAUCGAGAUUGCAGUCACAGUCGAAUGUACGUCGGACGACAUUCCCGCGAGCGCCGGAGGAUCGAACGAUGGUGACUCCGACAGUUGCCGAAAAGAUAUAUCCCCAGUAUGA